This is a messenger RNA of Oryza brachyantha (malo sina), 1655 nucleotides long. Its product is annotated as ALA-interacting subunit 1. The transcript has 8 exons. The record is from RefSeq and is a predicted model, not a curated record. Lineage: Eukaryota; Viridiplantae; Streptophyta; Magnoliopsida; Poales; Poaceae. The coding region runs from base 349 to 1401 and encodes 350 amino acids. Gene Ontology annotation, cellular component: plasma membrane; endoplasmic reticulum; Golgi apparatus.
UCUCCUGGUCGUCUCUGCCGGCUGGAGCAGCUCAACGCGGAGAGAGUCCACGACGACCACCACCUCCACCUCCUCCCCUCCCCUCCCCGCCCUAGUCAAACCCUUCCUCCCUUGUAAUCUUCGCAACAGCCGCCGCAGCAGGACCGCAAGUUCGUAGCUUUCCUCUCCUCUCUUCCCCCGCCUUCGCCUUGUACGCCUCCAAAUCUCUGAGGCGAGGGGGAGGAAAAAAGCGCGCAUUCUGGUGUCCGGGAAAGGCGGCUUCUUGGCGGUUGGUUUCUCGGAGUCGACGUCUCUUUUCUCUGCGCGGAUUUCUCGGGGUAGCGGAGGCGUUUCUUGGCGGGCGGUGGGAUGAGCAGCCAGGCCGCCGGAUCGAGCUCCGGUGGAUCCGGCGACGGUGGCGCGGCGGCGCCAAGGAGGAGCACCAGGAAGCCCAAGUAUUCCAAGUUUACUCAGCAGGAGCUCCCAGCUUGCAAGCCAAUUCUUACUCCAAAAUGGGUCAUUUCGGUUUUCGUUCUUGUCGGCGUCAUUUUUGUCCCAAUUGGUCUUGUUUCGUUGAUGGCUUCACACAAGGUUGUUGAGAUUGUUGAUCGAUAUGAUGAUGCAUGUGUCCCAGCUACUAAUAAAACUGACAAGCUUGCUUACAUCCAGAACCCAACAACAAACAAAAGCUGCUCAAGGACUCUAAAGGUCCCAAAAGAUAUGGAUGCACCAAUUUUUGUGUAUUACCAGCUGGAUAAUUUCUAUCAGAAUCAUAGGAGAUAUGUCAAGAGCCGGAGUGAUACACAGCUCAGAGAUGCCAAAAAGGAAAACGACACCUCCACUUGUGAUCCUGAGAGCGUGCUAAAUGGAACGGCAAUUGUUCCUUGUGGUUUGAUUGCAUGGAGCACAUUUAAUGAUACGUAUGCCUUCGUUCACAACAGUUCGAACCUUAGAGUGGACAAGAAGGACAUUUCUUGGAAGAGUGACAGGGAGCACAAAUUCGGGAGUAAUGUCUUUCCAAAAAACUUCCAGAAUGGUCCUCUUAAAGGUGGAAAAUCACUUGAUCCAAACAUACCGUUGAGUAAACAAGAGGACCUUAUCGUUUGGAUGAGAACUGCUGCACUUCCAACAUUCAGAAAGCUGUAUGGUAGGAUACACACUGACCUCAAGAAAGGUGACACCAUUACGGUGACAUUGGAGAACAACUACAACACAUAUAGCUUUGGUGGCAAAAAGAAGUUGGUACUUUCUACCUCAACAUGGCUUGGUGGAAAGAAUGAUUUUCUUGGUCUAGCAUAUCUCACUGUUGGUGGACUCUGCUUCUUCCUGGCAUUUGCAUUCACAUUGCUGUACUUGAUAAAACCAAGGAAAUUGGGUGACAACAACUACUUGUCAUGGAACAGACACCCUGCAGGCCGUUGAUAAGCUCUCAAAUUUAAGUUGCAUAUUCAACAUCAAGCAAGCUGGGCUUAUGGUUCAAAUGUAUCUUGUACAUUUUAAAUUUUAAGAUAGCAGUUUUAUUUGUUAGCCGUGGUGGAGUGCCAAUACGGCUUAUACGAAUUAGGCCCGUGUAUGAGCGACCCUGAUGUACAUUAUGUUGGAAAAGAAAAUUAUAUAUACAGCCUCCUUUUGUUGAAAAUUUUAAAUACCACAGAAGCUCAAUGAAAUUGUUUUUA